AUCAGCAGACACAUUUGCACCAUGAAUUACUCCAUUGAGCCAUCACCAACAGAGGAAAUGGCCCCUGAGGAGUUUAAUGGCAGAACGGUGGCAGCUUGUGUGAUCCUAGGCUUAUCCUUUCUGGUGGGCGCUCCAGGAAACCUGCUGGUGAUCUGGACCAUCCUGAGACACAUCAAAUGGCGUUCCCACACUGUGGUGAUCAUCCUCCACCUGGCUGCUGCAGACCUGCUGGUCCUCAUCACGUUGCCCUUGUGGAUCUACUCUCUGGCCCACUCCUGGGUGUUUGGUGAAGUCUUUUGCAAGGCUAUUGUGUUUCUGAUCAAUGCCUGCAUGUAUACCAGCGUCUUCCUCAUCACCCUCAUGAGUGUGAAGCGUUUUGUGGCUGUUCGCCAUCCCUUCACUUCUGCACAGUGGAAGAGGAAAAAGGCACUGAAUAAGUUGCUGCUGGCCCUGUGGACUGCAGCAUUCUUGUUCAGCAUACCUGUCAUCCCAACCCAAGUGGUGGAGGUGGAUUCCGGUACAGAGCACUGUCUUUAUCGGGAGUAUACGUCAGACAGCCAGGAACUCGUGUGUGUGUUGCUGGAGACGCUGGUAGGCUAUAUAUUUCCGUUUGGCAUCCUGGUGGUCUGCUAUGGCUGCCUGUACAGCCGGAUCACUCAGAUGACCUUCAAGUCAAAGCACAAGUCUACAGUCCUGAUCACCAGUGUCGUGGUUGCGUUUGCCCUUUGUUGGACACCUCAUCAUGUGGGAAAUGUCCUCUCACUCAUCUGCCUUGCUAUACAAAAGCCAUUUCCUGAUGCUGCAGACAGUCUGGAGAAUACCAGGAGCACCAUGACUUUCAUCGCCGGAGCCUUGGUCUUCAUCAGCAGCACAGUCAACCCCAUUCUCUACAUGUUUGCGGCUCGCUCCUUCCGGACAUCCCUGCAUGACACUGGGAUCCAGAAGCUCUUCCGCCACAUCUCCAGCACCUCCCUCAAUGAAGGCAGCAGAGAGUUGUCUUUUGUGUCCAAGAGACAAACCAAUCAGACCACCAGCUCUCAUUGCACGUCUGAGUCAACGGACCAAAUAGACAUAUUAAUAAACAUGCAGGAACAUAAUCUGUCUUGAUAUUGGACACGUACAAUUUUAUGUACAAUGUAUGUAAAAUCUUCUUAUUUUAAACAAAGCUUUUUUGUGGCUACCUGUAACAUAUUACAACAAGGACCAAUCAGAACACUGGGAAACUUUGUAAUGCAACAACAAUAUAUUUAAUGAUCAGUGUUAAAAUGACAAUGUAAAUAUUUAUAAUAUACAGCACUGCACAAAGGCUUUAGGCAAGAAAAAGUUUUAUGUUCCAUGAUUUUUUUACCUUCACCAGAAAAUUAAAUUUGAAAUUUACAAAAAUUCUUAUUAAAAUAUGUAUAAUCAAAUGGAGUUUUUUUUUUCUAUUUCAUUAAAAACUAAUCAAUUAUUUAAUUAUUUUCAAAUUAAACAAUCAACAGACAGAUUUUUGUGGUACAUGAUACAAAGACACUUGCUAAUCACUCAGUAAUAAAAUAGCUAUAACUCAAUUUUCCAAUAAUUUGUCGGAGACUACUUAAAGGAAGUAAUGUAGUUUUAGCACCAAAAAGGAAAUGACGUAUUUGUAAUGUAUUUUUAACAGUUGUAAAUAUUAGAUGUUGAACAGCGUUGGAUUAUUUUUAUUAUAUGUUUUAACCACUUUAAAUGUGCUUGAAACUUUUGACCAGCACUGCAUCUAUUUAAAUAUUUUCACUAUAAUGUUCAUAACUAGCACAAGAUAAGAACAUCCAUAAUAAACAUUUUGCCAAUAAAAAUGAGAUUUUAUUUUAUUUUUUCUGAUGCCAACAAAUGAGAUUCAAAUGAUUUCUUGUACAACAUUGUUGAAACCUUUUUGUAAAUUCCAUGUAAAUUGUGAUGCAAUUGACCACAGUCAGUUUGCUGCUUCUGUCAUAAAGAAACAUUAUCUCAAAAGCCAUCUAAAUCAUCUUCUGUAUGUGAGACCUUAUGCAACAUAUUUCAUCCAAUAUGCCAAAUGCAGCUCCCCAUCUUUUAUUUAUGCUAAAAUGCC
Thalassophryne amazonica is the source of this 2068-nucleotide messenger RNA. RefSeq lists its product as uncharacterized. Gene Ontology annotation, biological process: immune response; G protein-coupled receptor signaling pathway. Bases 22 to 1107 code for a protein of 361 amino acids. The transcript has a single exon. NCBI's taxonomy places the organism in Eukaryota, Metazoa, Chordata, Actinopteri, Batrachoidiformes, Batrachoididae. Gene Ontology annotation, molecular function: G protein-coupled receptor activity. The record is from RefSeq and is a predicted model, not a curated record. Gene Ontology annotation, cellular component: membrane.